UGAUGAUACGAGGCCAUAUAUUCUCUUCGGUGUGUUUUUAUGGCUGGGCUCCUUCAUAGGCGCAUUCUUAAUGGACUACAUAGGACGCAAGAAAUUGAUGAUAAUUGGUGCCCUGAUUUGUGGUAACAUGGCAAUUGGUGCUGGUGUUGUAUAUAACGACGUUUUAAACUUUUUGUAUUCAACUAAAAUGGGAAAGCUGUUAAUUCUACUCUUCGUGAUGGAACUGUUUGCGGGCGUUUUCAGUAGUUCAUCUUCAGCUUAUCUAACGGAGGCAUUUCCACUGCAUCUAAAGACUUACUACAUUGCUUUAUCCUACACGGUGCAAAUGUUGGUGUUGAUCAUAAUUACCUCAUGCAGUUAUGAUGAGAACAGUUUGGGCGCAUACUUUAUUACAUUUGGCGUAUUUUACGUAGUAGCAUGUUUACUGGGUUUAUGGUGUAUGCCUGAAACAAGGAAGCUUACCUUGCGAGAAGCACGAAGGAAAUUCGCACCAGUUUUAUACAGUUGGAAUGAAUAAAAUAAAACAUAGUAUUCCUUAACAGAAACUGUGAAAAUUAAUAUUUCAAUCGUUGCGCGAUAUUUAAAACAAAUCAACAAACUUUGGUAAACAUUUCAAGUUCUUUAAGUAGCUUACUUCAAACUUGCACUUUAUUAUACUAAAAUGUUAUGCGCUACAAAACUGCCUAUCGAGAGCUUAUAUUCAAUACAACGCAAUUUUCAGCAAAAUUAGAUUGAUGCUGACCUUGAAAAUCGCUUGUUAGAAUAAUUUGUUAUCUAAUUUCGUAAUUCAAAUUAACCUUAGGGAUGACAGUUAAGCCUCAGAUGGAUUCUAAUAUCAGCAAGUAGUUUUUGUGAAAAUUGCAGAUGUGUAGGCUGUAUUGAAUAUAAGAAGAUAUUCAAAAACUUUCUUAGGAAUUCAAUUAAAAAUAUUAAAAUUUUGACAAAGUCUGCUGAUUUUUUUUUAGUAUAGCACACAGUUUAAAACUUGGUCCUACAUGGUUUUUGUUGUAAAAUUAAUUUUUUUUUAUUAAA
Molecule: messenger RNA, 1032 nt
Organism: Rhagoletis pomonella (apple maggot)
Lineage: Eukaryota; Metazoa; Arthropoda; Insecta; Diptera; Tephritidae
Product: D-xylose-proton symporter-like 1
Biological process (GO): transmembrane transport
Cellular component (GO): membrane
Molecular function (GO): transmembrane transporter activity
Source: RefSeq, a predicted model, not a curated record